AUGUCAGAAACUAAAAAGCUAGUCGAUCUAUCGAAGCUGCCCGAGAGAAUCCUGUCAAUUCUCGUUGCGCAUUCCGAUCCGGUGACCCAGAAGACCUUUGAAGAGGAGCUUCCCGAUAUAACACUUACUCAACUUCUCCCGGUUCUGAACCGGAUGCAAAAGGAGGGCCAAGUGGAAGUCUUGGUUAAUUCUAAUCGAACUCUCUCCUGGCGUAUGCGUGAAAUUGGCAACAUCGAUAAAUUAAAGUCCCUCACAGAUGUAGAAGAGAGUCUGGUAUACAACUGCAUCCGUAAAAACGGAAACGAGGGUGCGACGGUCAAGGCUAUUUCAAUUGAUACCAAACUGCCUCAGAAUCGCCUGCCUCGCAUCUUAAAAUCUUUGAUAGGGCGUAAAUUGGUCAAGGAACUACCUGUGUUGGCAGGGAGUAAGCAAAAGAUCUUCCUUCUCUAUGAGCUUGAACCGAGCGAGUCGUUGGCUGCUAACACCCUGUUUGCUGGUGAGACUGGAGUGGAUGGCGAGUUUGUGGCAAUGCUGCGGACGGCCUGCUUGAAGUACAUUCAGGACAAGACUGAAUCGGUUUCGAAAAUAUCAGAUCCUUUAAAAAGGUGGAACUCGUCGUAUGCCUCCGUUGAAGAGUUUCAUCGCUUUAUCACCGAUGCUAAACUCUGCACGGUCCCCCUGGUUCCCUCAGAUGUAAAGACGGUGCUUGACGCCCUGGUCUACGGCGGCGAGUUGGAGAUGAAGCAGUCGACGACGGUAGACACAAGUGCUGUGGACGAGAAGGGCGAGAGUAAGCCGACCACAACUCGAUCUUUCCUGUACCGCCUCGCUCCUCGAACUCCCGGCUUUGCUUUCCUCGCUCACAUUCCAUGCACCAUUGCCCUCAAUAAAAGACGCAGUCGAACAGGAGGAGUAAUUUGUCCCCCAGAUUGUCCCAUCUUUUCUGCUUUCUUGGACAGCGGCACCUCUACUGGUCCAAAUGUAAAUACAAAAGACUAA
Messenger RNA from Echinococcus granulosus, 999 nucleotides. RefSeq names its product DNA-directed RNA polymerase III subunit RPC6. The record is from RefSeq and is a predicted model, not a curated record. Gene Ontology annotation, cellular component: RNA polymerase III complex. The coding region runs from base 1 to 999 and encodes 332 amino acids. The transcript has 6 exons. NCBI's taxonomy places the organism in Eukaryota, Metazoa, Platyhelminthes, Cestoda, Cyclophyllidea, Taeniidae. Gene Ontology annotation, biological process: transcription by RNA polymerase III.